Messenger RNA from Manis javanica (Malayan pangolin), 4654 nucleotides. It is a transcript of the gene PPP3CC, whose product is annotated as protein phosphatase 3 catalytic subunit gamma. NCBI's taxonomy places the organism in Eukaryota, Metazoa, Chordata, Mammalia, Pholidota, Manidae. Gene Ontology annotation, molecular function: calmodulin-dependent protein phosphatase activity. The record is from RefSeq and is a predicted model, not a curated record. Gene Ontology annotation, biological process: calcineurin-mediated signaling.
GGACCGCGCAGGACCUGCCGCGGGGCCGCGCGCGCCGCCGGGAAGUCGGGAGAGCGGCGUGCGGGGGGGCGCGCGCGCGCACGUGAGCCCGGCCCCGAGCCGCCGCGGCCGACCGGGUUACCUCCCUCCGCCGGGGUCGCGGGCGCUCCCGACUCGGCGCCUCUGGAGGAGCGGCGGGCGGGCCCCAUCCUGUCAGUGGGGUGUGAGGCCGGGCCGCCGCGGCCGCCUCCCUCCGUGGGCCGACUGGCCCGGGGAGCGGAGGCCGCUGGAGACGAAGGCGGAGGCGCACGUCCGGCGGUGUCCUGGCGCCAGGAGGAGGCCGAGGGGAUCAUGUCCGGGAGGGACGUCCACCUCUCCACCACCGAGCGCGUCGUCAAAGCUGUCCCCUUCCCUCCAACACAACGGCUUACUUUGAAGGAAGUGUUUGAAAAUGGAAAACCUAAAAUUGAUGUUUUGAAAAACCAUUUGGUGAGGGAAGGGCGACUGGAAGAGGAAGUAGCCUUAAAGAUAAUCAACGAUGGGGCUGCCAUCCUGAGACAAGAGAAGACUAUGGUAGAAGUAGACGCUCCGAUCACGGUGUGUGGUGACAUUCAUGGACAAUUCUUUGACCUGAUGAAGUUGUUUGAAGUUGGAGGAUCACCUAAUAAUACACGUUACCUAUUUCUGGGUGACUAUGUGGACAGAGGCUAUUUCAGUAUAGAGUGUGUGCUGUUUUUGUGGAGUUUAAAGAUUAAUCAUCCUAAAACAUUGUUUCUGCUUCGAGGAAAUCAUGAAUGCAGGCAUCUUACAGAGUAUUUCACCUUCAAACAGGAAUGUCGAAUCAAAUAUUCUGAACAGGUGUAUGAUGCUUGUAUGGAUACAUUUGACUGUCUUCCUCUUGCUGCCCUCUUAAACCAACAGUUUCUGUGUGUACAUGGAGGGAUGUCACCUGAAAUUACUUGUUUAGAUGACAUUAGGAAAUUAGACAGGUUUAAAGAACCUCCAGCCUUUGGGCCAGUGUGCGACCUGCUUUGGUCUGAUCCCUCAGAGGAUUAUGGCAAUGAAAAGUCCUUGGAGCACUAUACCCACAACACUGUCCGAGGGUGCUCUUAUUUCUACAGUUACCCUGCAGUUUGUGAAUUUUUGCAGAACAAUAAUUUGUUAUCAAUAAUCAGAGCCCAUGAAGCCCAAGAUGCUGGGUAUCGAAUGUAUAGGAAGAGCCAAACAACAGGCUUUCCAUCACUCAUUACAAUUUUCUCUGCCCCCAAUUACCUAGAUGUCUAUAACAAUAAAGCUGCUGUGUUAAAAUAUGAAAACAAUGUCAUGAAUAUCAGGCAGUUUAACUGCUCUCCACACCCCUACUGGCUUCCAAACUUCAUGGAUGUUUUCACGUGGUCUUUGCCUUUUGUUGGGGAGAAAGUCACAGAGAUGCUGGUUAACAUUCUCAACAUAUGCUCUGAUGAUGAAUUGAUUUCUGAUGAUGAAAUUGAAGAUCACUACAUUUCAAGCUAUCAGAAAGGAGGCACCACAGUUCGAAAGGAAAUCAUCAAGAAUAAAAUCAGAGCCAUUGGGAAGAUGGCGCGGGUCUUUUCAAUUCUGCGGGAAGAGAGUGAGAGUGUGCUGACCCUCAAGGGCCUGACUCCUACGGGUACACUCCCUCUGGGGGUCCUCUCAGGAGGAAAACAGACCAUUGAGACGGACCUUCAAAGAGAAAAUCUGCAAAUCUGCAAAUCUUGGAUAAGUAACAGAAUUUUACAGAUGUGUUAGAGGUUUGUUUGUUUAUCCUUGGUCUACCUUUUAUUCUCAGUCCCCAAAUAUAUCCAGUUUCUCUUCAUUCCUAAUUUGAAUGAGUGUUUUAAUGAACAUAGCAUUGUUUAUUAAUACUUCUGAAAUUGAUAGAAAUCUUUAGGAAUGUAUAAGAACAAAACUAAAGUUGGAGCCAACUUCCUACAGCUUCUUAUUCUCUUACUGAUGGACAGAAACUGAGUUUAUUUUGUCAUUUCCCCAUCAGAGUCUCAGUUAGACAGGCUCAUUGGCAAAUUGGAGCAUUAGCUCAAAAAGAUCUUUUAUUAUGCAUAUAACUUUACUUGGAAAGCUUUCAACCACCAGUAUCCUGUAUGGCUUUAUAGCAUACAUUCACUUAUGCUCCACCUUGUUCCAAGAGAGAUUUUAGUAUGCAUACAGCAUAGUCAAGUACAAUAAAUAUACUUGGAAAUUGGAGCAGAGAGGAAAACAAAAAAUUUGUUUCCAUGCUUCCUAAUAGCAAAAUAAGGAGGAAAGCCAAGAACUGAACAAGAUUCACAAAGACCCUAAGUUAAAAAAAAUGGAUCAGUUAUAAAUUAGACAUCAAAAUUAAAAAUUUUUGUACUGCAAAUGGAACCAUCAAUAAAGUAAAAAGAUCAUACAGAAGAUGGGUGAAAAUAUCUACAAAUUACACAUCUAAUAAGGGACUCAUACCAGAAAAUACAAAGAGCUCUUACAACUGAAUAAUGAAAAGACAACUCAAUCAAAAAUAGGCAAUAAUUUGAAUAGAUAUUUUUCCAAAGAAGAUAUACAAAUGGUCAAUAAACAUGUGGAAAGAUGUUCAGCAUCAUUAGACAUUAAAAAAAUACAAAUCAGAACCAUAAUGAAAUACCUCUUUAUGCCCAUUAGGAUGGCUAUGAUUGAAGAGACAGAUAAUAACAAAUGUUGGUGAAGAUAUGGAGAAAGGAUGCUGAUAACAUUGCUUAUAGGGAUAUAAAAUGGUCCAGCACUUUGGGAACCAAUCUGGCAGUUCCUUAGAUGAUUAAACAUUCAGUUAAUCAUAUGACCAGCAGUUCCACUCCUAGUUAUAUGUCCCAAAGUAAUGAAAUCUGCACCACACAAAAACUUGUGCACAGUGUUCAUAACAGCGUUCUUUAUAACAGCCAGUAAGUGGAAACAAUCCGUGUGUCCAUCACCUGAUGAGUGCAUGAAUAAAAUGUGCUGUAGCCAUGCAGUGAAAUACUAUACAGUCAUCAAAAGGAAUGGAAUACUGGUUUAUGCUUCAACAUGAAUAAACCUUGAAAAUAUGCUAAGUGAAGGAAGCCAGUCACUAAAAUCUUAUGCUGUAUGAUUCCAUUUAUAUGAAGUGGAAACAUUUAUAUGAAAAGAAAGCAGACAAAUCUACAGAGACAGAAAGUAGAUUAGUGACUGACUCCAGAGUUCAGAUAGAGGGAUGAGGGAGGGAAUGGGUUUCUUUAUGAGGUGAUGACACGUUCUGGCCAUAGAUUGUGGUGAUGGUCACACAGCUCUAAAUAAACCAAAUCAUUGAACUGUACACUAAAGUGAAUUUUAUGGCAUAUGAAUUAUAUAUAAGUAAAGAAGUAUAUAUCUAAGUAAAGAAAAGAACAGUCUCUCAGUUUUAUAUGACUGAUUCUUAUAAUGUCCCGCAGUACAGGCUGGUAUCUUACUACCCAAUGCAAAAAGCAACUCUAAGGAGACCCAGACCAAUUUAAUAUUAGUACACGCUUUAACCAUACUUUUAAACUCUAGUUAGACCUACACUUUGUACAAUUUCAGGUAGUGCUUUUUUUCUUCCACUUCCUAACAGUUACAUCAGUGAUGUACUGGUUUAAGACUCUAUUGUUUUCUUGUGAAGAUUUAUUUGUUGUGUUUUGAGAGAUUAGAGAGGGUAUGACAUUGCUUUAUAACAUGCCUGCAUAUGGUCGACAAAUGUAAGCACUUAAUCGGUUGAUUCCAAGUCUCCAUUUUGCACGUUGCAUUAGGAAGUGAACUUUCAGUACUUCUAGUUUCUCCUUUCUUACUGAUAUAUAAAGCCUCAGGAACAGCACAUUCUUUCUGUUCACUGUUCUUCCCUGCCUUCUUUAAAAAAGAUGGUACUAGAGGAACUGACAGGGUUCUCCUAAUAAGAUCUUUCUUGCUAUAACCUGUAACCUCUUAGGGUAUUAGGGCUUUUACCAUAUUAAAAAGAAGAUGCAAGAAAGUUUAACUCUUGGUAGUAAUUUUUAAAUUGCUUCCGUUUCCCUCUAUGAAGGAGAAGAAGCCUUCUUAGCAAUUGGCCUGCUCUCUUGCAGUGAUUGGAAGUCAUGUAGGUUGGAAAUGUCAGCCUCUGCUCUGUCUCUAAUCCCAGAUGGUACAUAAAUUUGUAUCUCAAAUUUAAUAGUUUUAUGCCUUAGCCAUCUUAGUACUCCACCUCUGGCCAAGAAAUAACCCCUCACUUAUAACCCAUUUUUCUCUCCUUACAAAUGCCAGUCUGUUAUUCAAAGGCCACUCUUUUUCAUUAUGUAAUUAAGAAGGACAGUUGGAUCCCAUGUAAGUUGUUUGAGAGUAAUACAAAGUAGUUUUAAAUGCCUUUUUUGAAUAGGACCCAGCAGCAGCUCAUUUAAUAUCAUCUGAGCUACUACAAACUAAAAAAUAGUUUUGUAGUGUUAAAUUGACUGGACCAGUUACUUUGGUAGGUAAAUGUCAAGACAUAAAUGAGCAGUCGGCUAUUUAAAAUGAAGAAAGCACUGUAACUCUUGCUUCCUUAUAGUCAGCCUGACUGAUCCCAUUGUCUUAACUGUAGAUGCUGGUAGGCAAAAAGUUUCCAUCCCACAUGAAACCUUAAAAGUAUUAGAAACGCUCCCCACUCAUAUUCCCACCCAAUUUAGUUUUUUGCAGUAACCCUCUGCCUCCUCUAACUAGUUGACUUUUA